Molecule: messenger RNA, 1519 nt
Organism: Dipodomys ordii (Ord's kangaroo rat)
Lineage: Eukaryota; Metazoa; Chordata; Mammalia; Rodentia; Heteromyidae
Gene: Yipf2
Product: Yip1 domain family, member 2
Exons: 8
Coding region: 147-1076 (309 amino acids)
Biological process (GO): vesicle-mediated transport
Cellular component (GO): membrane; Golgi apparatus
Molecular function (GO): small GTPase binding
Source: RefSeq, a predicted model, not a curated record
GCCCCGGCCACGCCAGCUUAGGUAGCCCAGGUGAGGAAGCUGGGGCGCGCCCGCGCCUUCGCCCCCCGCGCGUGUGGCCCGCGACCUGGCAGGGUCUGAUCCGCUUCUGUGCUCAGAGCGGGAUGCGGGGACGCCUCUGAGCGACCAUGGCAGCGGCUGCUGAGCUGGCCUUCCACGAAUUCGAGGAAGCCACUAAUCUUCUGGCCGAGACCCCAGACGCAGUCACCACCAGAAGUGAUCAGCUGAGUCCACAGGGGGGUCACGUGACUGUGGCCUUGGGCUCCAGUGUUGGCUACAGAGCCGAGGAUGAGCUGGAGGAGGAGGGGGACAAAACAGCGCUCCUACAGGAAGAGAAGCCCCCGCCGGGAUUCUGGACCUUUGGUUAUUAUCAGAGUUUCUUUGAUGUGGACACCUCUCAGGUCCUGGACCGGAUCAGAGGAUCACUCAUGCCCCGGCCCGGUCACAACUUUGUGAGACAUCAUCUGCGCAAUCGGCCUGAUCUAUAUGGCUCCUUCUGGAUCUGCGCCACCCUGGCCUUCGUCCUGGCAGUCACAGGCAACCUGAGCUUGGUGCUGGCACAGAGAAGAGACCCCUCCAUCCACUACAGCCCCCAGUUCCACAAGGUGACAGUGGCCGGCAUCGCCAUCUACUGCUACGCGUGGCUGGUGCCCCUGGCACUGUGGGGCUUCCUGCGGUGGCGCCAGGGCGUCCGGGAGCGCGUGGGGCCGUACACAUUCCUGGAGACCGUGAGCAUCUAUGGCUACUCCCUCUUUGUCUUCAUCCCCACUGUGGUCCUGUGGCUCAUCCCCGUGCCGUGGCUGCAGUGGUUCUUCGGGGCGCUGGCCCUGGCGCUGUCCGCCUCUGGGCUGGUAUUCACCCUCUGGCCUGUAGUCCGAGAGGACACUCGCCUGGUGGCUGUGGCGCUGCUGUCCACGGUGGUGCUCCUCCACGCCCUCCUGGCCACGGGCUGUAAGUUCUACUUCUUCCAGCCGCUGCCCGCUGAACACCUGACACUGCCGGCACCAGCCACAUCCCUGUCACCAAACAUCCUGUCCCCCGCCACCGUGAAGGUGUGAAUGUUCAAGAUGAGGUGCCCUCCUUACUCUGGGGGUGCUCCGAGAAUUCCUUCAGGCCGAACCUAUGGAGAUGAUGCUGGUCCUGCUCCCGACAAGGACCGGGACUCCCUUGAUCCCUUGAGACCACUCUGCUACUCUCCAGACUUUUCUUACAAAGCAAACACUUUUAUUUUCUAUGCAAAGAUGAUCCAGAGAAUUUUUAUAAAGGCAGGGCGAGCGGCCGGGCAGGGCACUCGCGGGGAGGCCUGGGCAGCCAUGCAGCCUUUGCAGAGGGCAGGCCCGGGCCCCCCCUUUCCCCCCUGGCCUGCUCGUGGCCUCCUGCGUUCCCUGACGGGACCCCACGAAGCCUGAAGGGUGGCCCCAGAUGGCUGGCCAGCUUCUGAGAGGUGGGGUGCUGGCAGCGAGGCGGGGAGGGCAGAAGAAGAAAACUGCCUGUGCUGAAA